AUGAAUGAGAAAAAUACCACCAUUAUUACAGUGGUCCACCUCUUAGGGUUUCAGACUCCACAUGCUGCAACGUGUUUUUUAUUCUUUUUAUUUCUUUUGAUGUAUUAUGUGACCAUAUGUGCAAAUCUCCUGAUUAUCUCAUUGGUGUCCCACAGCAAGUCCCUCCAUUCUCCCAUGUACUUUUUCCUCUCCCAACUGUCUGUAACGGAUAUUUUAUUAUCAACGGAUGUUCUUCCUAAUAUGCUUCAUUCUAUGUUGGAGAACAAUACGGCCAUCAUUUCAAUUUCUAAUUGUAUCACCCAGUUUUAUUUCUUUGCUGUCUCAGAAACCUCGGAGUGUCUUCUGCUGACAGCGAUGGCUUACGACAGAUAUGUGGCCAUCUGUAAACCAUUGCAUUAUACUUUAUUGAUGAGUCAUCAAUUUUGCUGGAUAUUAGUUAUCACAAGCUGGAGUUUAAGUUUUCUUGUUGGAUUGAUUUAUACUAUAGAGAUGUCAAAAUUACAAUUUUGUAGUCCUAAUGUUAUCAAUCAUUUUUUCUGUGAUCUUGACCCAAUUCUACAACUCUCCUGCUCUGAUACAACCAUUUUUCAACUACAAUCCACAUUAACAAGUGUAUUUUUUGCUUGCACUCCAGUUACUAUCAUCAUUAUAUCAUACGUGUAUAUUAUAGUCACUAUUUUUGAAAUCCCUUCUAUUACAGGUCAACAGAAAGUGUUCUCAACAUGCAGCUCCCACCUGACUGUUGUUUCCAUGUUUUAUGGUACCUUACUUUUUGUGUAUUUGGUACCUAAGAGAGGACAGUUGUUGGAAAUUACCAAAUUCGUGUCCUUGCUUAAAUUCCUAUCAAUACUGUACACCGCGUUAACCCCGUUGAUGAAUCCAAUUAUAUACAGCCUAAGAAAUAAGGAUUUGAAACAAGUCAUAGAUAGAAUUGUCAACAACUUUUUUAAGUUUCAUUUACAUAAAAAAUAA
Messenger RNA from Staurois parvus, 972 nucleotides. The record is from the annotation of a GenBank genome assembly. Lineage: Eukaryota; Metazoa; Chordata; Amphibia; Anura; Ranidae.